AUUGUUAACCAAAAAAGCACUGAAGUUUUCAUAGCCAAAAUUAUUUGAAAACCUUGUCAUAAAUCGAAGCUUGUAGAAGUAGCGAUGUCGAAGGAGAAUGAACCAGCAAAGCUUCUUUUACCUUAUCUUCAACGCGCCGAUGAGUUGCAGAAACACGAACCUCUCGUCGCCUACUACUGUCGAUUGUAUGCUAUGGAGCGAGGAUUGAAGAUUCCUCAGAAUGAGCGUACAAAGACCACUAAUUCCAUCCUUGUUUCGCUUAUAAAUCAACUUGAAAAGGAUAAGAAGUCAUUGAAAUUGGGGCCUGAUGAUCAUUUUCAUGUGGAGGGAUUUGCCUUGAAUGUUUUCGCGAAGGCAGACAAACAAGAUCGAGCUGGGCGAGCUGACUUGAAUACAGCAAAGACAUUUUAUGCUGCGAGUAUCUUCUUUGAGAUCCUUAAUCAGUUUGGUGAACUCCAGCCUGAUCUUGAGCAGAAGCAGAAGUAUGCAGCUUGGAAGGCAGCAGAUAUAAGGAAAGCUUUGAAAGAAGGAAGGAAGCCUGUACCAGGCCCUCCUGGUGAUGAAGGAGAUACUUCAGAGCUGUCCAGUGCACAAAGUGAUACAUAUGAUCUUCAACCUAGUGGAACUGAUUCAGUCAUCAAAUCUGCACCAGAAUCCGAGUCGUUCAAUCACAUGUAUGACAAUGCACAGUAUUCUGCAAAUAGACCUGCUCCUCCAGCAGCCACCCCACCACCACCUCAUCUACACAUCCCUCCACCUCCGUCAGUCACCACACAGACACCUCCUUCACACAUCCCUCCAUCACCACCGGCAGCCACCACACAGUCAACUCCUUCACAUGCCCCUUCAUCUCCUCCAUAUCCUGGUGAUGAGUAUCCUCCUCAUGAUGGCUAUUCUUCUCAUAAUUUCCAGCAGUCUCCAUCCCUUAAUGCAUCUGAAAAUUCUUCUUACCCCCAGCCGUAUCACCAUCAACCUUAUGCGCAAGAACCACAGUCUCACUUCCCACAGCAGCCUUACCCUUCGCAAUUCCCCAAUUUCCAGUCAUAUGCUAGCUUUGCUGAGAGCAGUCUUCCUUCUGUACCAUCACAUUACCCUUCUCACUACCAAGGCGCUGAUGCUUCGUAUUCCACAUUGCCUGCCUCUAGCACUGUAAACUAUCCAUCACAAUACAGCAAUGGAACUGCAUCAGAAACUGCAGCUGCUCCUGUGAAAACAUAUGAAUACGACAGCAAUUACCAGCCCUCUCCGGAGAAAAUAGCUGAAGCGCACAAGGCUGCAAGGUUUGCUGUCGGGGCUCUGGCAUUUGAUGAUGUCUCUAUCGCUGUAGAUUACCUCAAAAAAUCACUUGAGUUAUUGACAAAUCCAUCAGCUGAUCAAUGAAGUGUAUUGUGCUAAACACCUGGACUAACUGUGUAAACAUUUUUCUGCUGUGUUUUCACUAUUUGAUUUAAUUUGUAAAUUGUGUUUUUCAUCGACUGCUCUACCAUUUUUAUGUUGAAACAGUGUUGCGGUUAUGUAUGCGUCUACGAGUCCAUCAGCUUUUUUAUUUAGAGAGCUAAAUAGAUGUGCAACUUUCUCUAUGAUCUCAUUUGAUUAUAUAUUAUGGUGACUCUGCGCUUCAA
Molecule: messenger RNA, 1622 nt
Organism: Solanum dulcamara
Lineage: Eukaryota; Viridiplantae; Streptophyta; Magnoliopsida; Solanales; Solanaceae
Product: protein HOMOLOG OF MAMMALIAN LYST-INTERACTING PROTEIN 5
Exons: 6
Coding region: 85-1380 (431 amino acids)
Biological process (GO): late endosome to vacuole transport via multivesicular body sorting pathway
Cellular component (GO): multivesicular body
Source: RefSeq, a predicted model, not a curated record